This is a messenger RNA of Daldinia decipiens, 3296 nucleotides long. RefSeq names its product acid protease. Gene Ontology annotation, molecular function: aspartic-type endopeptidase activity. The transcript is spliced from 6 exons. NCBI's taxonomy places the organism in Eukaryota, Fungi, Ascomycota, Sordariomycetes, Xylariales, Hypoxylaceae. The record is from RefSeq and is a predicted model, not a curated record. Bases 491 to 2932 code for a protein of 813 amino acids. Gene Ontology annotation, biological process: proteolysis.
GUCUCCAACAUUACAUCUGUCGCGCAGCUCCGUUGGCCUGGACACAAUAUCGCAAUUUAGCUGCGCUGUUCGAUCGAUGAAGGGACGUAAUCCUCGAUGUUUAAGAUCUCAUACCAGCGACGAUCUAGGGGAUAAGGGAACCAAGCCAUCCCCUGGCAUGGAACCAAUGGACCUCCCUUCUUCUAGAACUCCUGGUUGCUAUAUCGACAUACAUGUCUUAAGGAAUUCUUCUUUCUGCCACGCGAACCCGCCGGAUCGCAAAAAGAAUGUCUCUGGGGAAUGGCCCCUCCAUUCUUCAGGUUAAUUUACCGCCGACUAGUUAGGGGCGGCCGUCUCCUAGUUAUCGCAUUCAAAUUCCACGACUAUUGGCUUAAUAUACUUCAUGAUGCGUUGCUCCAAGAGUUUUAAUACUGCUCUUCCUUCCUGUUCUGUGCACUUGUUUGCAACUACGGUGUUGCGAAACUAACUGAUUGACUACUUCUGAGGUAGCAUGUCGUUUUCUCACCCGCUCUUCUUCAUAGCUGCGUCUACGCUAAUUGGCGUAGGACGGGCGGUUACUUUCAAGUCGUUUAAUGGAACGCAUGAUGGGCCUCUAAAUGCGACGAGUCUUCCAAAGAGUACUCACGAGGUGCUCUCGCUGCCCCUGAGAAAGGUCGAACACAAUGGUGUUGGGACGCCUAGUCUAGCGAGACGAUAUUUUGGAUCGGAUGUCCUAGGUGUCUACGGUGCAGCGUAUUUUGCUGAGUUGACAAUUGGUACCAGCGGCAACCCACAGACCGUCAAUGUGCUGCUGGAUACGGGCUCGUUUGAACUCUGGGUUAAUCCAAACUGUAGCGCAACCAGUGUGCGGCAGUUCUGCGAUGAGUUCGGACAUUACGAUCCUACGCUGUCAUCUACGUCUAAGAAUCUAAAUCAGACCUUUAUGAUCCAGUAUGGGCUGGGUAGUGCAUCGGGCACUUAUCAUCAGGAUGAUAUAUUUAUCUCUGGGGCGAAACUCGCGGGCCAACAAUUCGGAGUUUCAAAUACAUCUAGCGAUGUUUGGUUUGGUAUCCUCGGCUUGGGCCAUGGUAAGGGGCACGGCGUUAUCGACUAUGAAUCUAUCGUCGACUCGUUGGCCGCACAGGGGUAUACGGAUAGCAAGUUAUUCAGCUUGGAUCUGGGUGGCCAACCUGGGCCUACCGCCGCUAUCACGGGAGAAAUGGUUUUCGGUGGUGUCGACACCAACAAGUACGCAGGAAACCUAGCGAAAGUCCCAACAGAUCCUAACGACGCGCACUACGUCGCAACGCUGAACUCGAUCUCCCUCCAAGUUCCCGCUUUCGGCUCCGGCUCCGGCUCCGGCUCCGUCAAGACCAUCUCCCAAAGUAUCAAAGCGAUAAAUGACUCUAAGUUACCAUUACAAGUUAUUGUUGACUCGGGGACUACCCUCUCUCUACUACCCGAGUCCAUGGUCUCAGCUAUAGCUGCCGGCUUCCCUGGUGCAGAGCCAGAUGGAAAUGGCGGAUAUAAGGUGCCGUGCGAGCUACGGAAUACUACGGAGGGCCGUGUAGAUUUUGAGCUCCGUGGGGAUGGCAACGACAACGUCAAGAUCAGUGUUAGUUACAGCGACUUUAUCUGGUACGGCGGUACCGAAUGCUUCCUGGGUGCAUGGUAUACUAGCGAUGUAGGUGUAUGGAUCUUAGGGGAUACAUUUCUAAGGGGAGCAUACGUAACGUUCGACCAGAGCAACAACGCGUUGUAUAUGGCUAAUUACGUCUCAUGCGGUGAAGGCUCGAACUUGGUCCCUGUUCCAGCAGGCCCGGAUGCAGCGGCUAAUAUCCCCGGAUCCUGCAAGACGGCAGAGCCGGCACAGAAGGCCCCGUCGCCUACUGCUACUUUAGCUAGUUACGAUCCGGAGUGCGACUGCACUGUAUUUUCUUUCUCGACCGCUUUCUCCACUGCAUUCAUGACAAGUACUGCGACUGCAACUACUGCGACUAUCAAGAAGCAAGUGAGUGCAGCCCCGGUGUCCAGUUCGCCCGCCUCUGAAGACGACGACUGCGACGAGGACCAGGAACAGCCGCAGCAGCAGAAGCACGUCGAAAUAAUUACGGCUACGGAGACUUUUACGAGCACACUAGUUCGCCAUGUCAUAUACACGGCUGGCCGCCGGAUUGCCACCAGCUACGUAACAGUCGUGACAACCUUCUGCCCAGGCGACAUACUUCCCCCUGCAUCUACAACUCUGAUCACGGGCGCGGCGCAUUCCCAGACCCAAGGCCGAGUUCAGCACACUACUACGCGUCCUAUCCCAAGCACAAGUAUAUCACCUCCUAUAGAACAAGUCACGAUAGCGGAGGUAACCCGCGUGGCCGAGACAGCUCCGGAGACCUUUAUCACCACAAGAAAUACGACGACGCAGGUAGCCACCAUACUCGAGUCAGUUCACACAAACGCAUACGCAUAUUCUUCCCCUCCCUCCUGGACCCCUCCUGCUUUGACCGAAUCCAUCCUUUCCACCUUCCCCAUCUCGCCCCCCGCAUUCUCCUCUUACUCUUCCCCGCUACCCCCACCGCCGCAAACCACCGCUCCUAACGCAGGUUUCGGCGCCGUGGGCUGGGGCUUCAACAGCACCUCUACCGCUACUGCUACCGCUACCGCUACCGCUGCCGCUGCCACGAGCACCAACACCAACACCAACACCGCCAGCGCCAACUACAACUAUAACGUAGCAGGCGUAGCCAACGUCGGCGGAGCCGCAAGCCAAGCCGUCGGCGCCGGCGCCGUGGUCGCGCCCGCGGUCCCGACGACGACACAGAGCUGGUACUCGCCUAUGCCGAGCGGGAUGGCUAUGACUACGUCCGAGGCGGUGAAGAAGACGCUAGGCGAGGUAGUAGUCGGGCUGUGGACCGUGAUGAUGGUGAUGGUGAUAGGGCGGGCUGUGGGGAUAUGAGUCUAGCUCGGGUUUUUCUCUUCUCUUCUCUUUGCUUUGCUUUGCUUUGCUUCUUUCUGACUUGUCUUUUGAUACCGAUGCAUGAUUGAAUGAAAUGAAAUAAACGUACGAAUCGAGAAGCGGAUAAUUGAAUAAUAGGAGAGGGAAAUUGGGGAGAGGGGGGGGGGAUCUUUAGGGGAGGAUAUACAUUAGAACGGACAGGUUGAUCAGUGGCUUCGACAUUUGGAUUGUGGGAUAUACCUCGGUUUUGUUGCGGAGGAAAGCCGGACAAGAGGUAGCUUUUGUGGCCAGGGAGAAAGGAGAUACUUUGAUAGAUCAUAGAUAAUAGAUAGCUCAAUCAAUCAAACAUUUUAAAAUAGUUACC